This is a messenger RNA of Marmota monax (woodchuck), 7294 nucleotides long. It is a transcript of the gene Lonrf3, whose product is annotated as LON peptidase N-terminal domain and ring finger 3. Gene Ontology annotation, molecular function: protein binding; metal ion binding. The record is from RefSeq and is a predicted model, not a curated record. Lineage: Eukaryota; Metazoa; Chordata; Mammalia; Rodentia; Sciuridae. The transcript has 12 exons. The coding region runs from base 1 to 2424 and encodes 807 amino acids.
AUGGAUUCAUUUCAGAGUGAACAGAUGUUGAGCUUGCCCGCCGAGCUGGGCAGCAGCAACUUACAGCAGUCGGAGCCGGUGGAUCGGGCAGCAUCAGCUGCCGGAGUAGACACCGGUCCCCACCCGGAGGAGGCUACAGAGAGUCCGGAACCUCUACCGACGCGGGAGCCAGAGCAAGAGCAGACUCCGAGGAACUCGACGCUCCAGGAGUGCAAAGUCCUGCUCACACAGGCGGACGCCUUGGCGUCAGGUGGGCGCCUCCGGGAAGCUCUCGAGGUGUACAGACAGCUCUCCGAGCGGCAGCUGCUGGUGGCCGAGCAGCUGGAGCAGCUGGCGCGCUGCCUGGCCAAAAGCAUCCCGCAAGAUGAGGCACUGGUGCCGGCGCCCUCGGCGAGUAGCGCGACAAGCUGCACUGUGGCGGCGGAAGAGGCAGGGGCGGCAGCGGCCACCGAGGUGUGGGACGGCUUUAAGUGCCGGAAGUGUCAUGGAUUUCUGUCAGACCCCGUGUCCUUGUCGUGCGGCCACACCUUUUGUAAACUGUGUCUGGAACGUGGGCGGGCAGCCGAUCGCCGCUGUGCGCUGUGCGGGGUCAAGCUUUCCACGUUGAUGAUGGCCUCUGGACGGGCGCGUGGGGCCCGGAGGGCUGGACAGCAGGCGCCGUCGCCGUUACGGGUCAACGUGGUGCUCAGCGGCCUCCUGGGCAAGUUGUUUCCGGGCCCUGCACGGGCAUCGAAACUCCGGCACGAGGGCAACCGGCUGUACCGUGAGCGCCAGGUGGAGGCGGCGUUGCUGAAGUACAAUGAGGCAGUUAGGCUGGCUCCAAAUGAUCAUUUGCUCUACAGCAACCGUUCUCAAAUUUAUUUCACCUUGGAGUCUCAUGAGGAUGCACUGCAUGAUGCAGAAAUAGCAUGUAAGCUUCGCCCAAUGGGUUUUAAGGCACACUUCAGAAAAGCGCAAGCCUUAGCCACCUUAGGCAAGGUGGAGGAAGCACUGAGAGAAUUUCUCUACUGUGUAUCACUAGAUGGAAAGAACAAGAGAGCAAGAGCUGAAGCCCAAAGGCUUCUCUUUAGUUUCUUUUCACCAUCAUUUCCGGGGGAUUCUCAUGAACAUUCUCCCGAUAUCCUGAAGCUGUUGGCACCUCACCCUAGAUUAAAGGAACAAGUAGAGUCAAUGGCUACUGAAGGCACCAGAAAUAUUCUACAGGGAAAUCUAGAGCUCCCACAUUGUUCUAGUCAAGAGGAAGCAGUAGCCAGGGGAGAUGCCAGCAGUUUGAUGACUACAGCUCAAGUUAAGGUGAAUAGUCAGCAAGACAACAUGAAAGACAAAGAAGAAAAGGAGGAUAAGUGGAAUGCUGCCUCUCCAGAUGCUGCCUCUGUCAAGACUGGCAAAUGCCAGGAAAAGAAAAGGAAACAUUGCCAAAUUGAACCCCAAGAAGACGCAGAGGUGCCUAAUAAAGUCUCAAAACAAGAUCCUCCCACUGAUCAGGGGGCCAAGCCUGAUCUCAGUAUUCCACUUGUAUCUUUUGACGCAUCUGACCUUGAAUGCUCCCUGUGUAUGAGAUUAUUCUAUGAGCCAGUGACAACACCUUGUGGGCAUACCUUCUGUUUAAAAUGCCUUGAAAGAUGCCUAGAUCACAAUGCAAAGUGUCCAUUAUGCAAAGAUGGCCUUGCUCAGUGCUUGGUAUCAAGAAAAUACAGCAAAAAUGUAAUAAUGGAAGAGCUAAUAGCUAAGUUCCUUCCAGAGGAACUAAAGGAACGAAGAAGGCUUCAUGAAGAAGAAAUGGAAGAACUGUCUAACUUAAAUAAGAACGUGCCUAUUUUCGUGUGCACUAUGGCCUAUCCCACUGUUCCUUGUCCCCUACACAUCUUUGAGCCUUGUUACCGCCUGAUGAUUCGCAGAUGUAUCGAAACAGGUACAAGACAGUUUGGCAUGUGCCUUGGAGAUCCUGUCAAAGGGUUUGCAGAAUAUGGCUGUAUCUUAGAGAUCAGAAAUGUUCAAUUUUUUGCCGAUGGUCGCUCUGUGGUUGACAGCAUAGGCAAGAGGCGCUUCAAGGUGCUCCAUCAGGGUCAACGAGAUGGCUACAACACAGCUGACAUUGAAUACAUUGAAGAUCAAAAGGUUCAGGGAGAGGAUUGUGCUGAACUUAUGGGAUUGCAUAACUGUGUCUAUGAGCAAGCGGCAUCAUGGUUUCACUCACUCAAAUCAUCUCUGAAGAAUCGGAUACUCAGUCACUUUGGUCCAAUGCCAGAAAAAGAUGCUGAUCCCCAGAUCAACCCAAAUGGUCCUGCCUGGUGUUGGUGGACAUUAGCUGUUCUUCCCUUGGAAAGCCGCGCUCAGCUCCCAUUCCUAGCAAUGAGGUCUUUAAAAGAUAGAUUGAACGGUAUUCGGCGAGUCCUGGCCUUUAUAUCCCGAAACCAAAACUAGCAAGAUUGGAUCGUUGAAGAGGAACUCCCACCCUCCCCAUUGCCUUGGGGAAGUCUUCUUGUAAAUAUUUCUAAUUGCAAUAACAUCUUAACAGAAGGGGGGUAUCAAGCAAACAGAGGCAUUACUCUGCUUUUGAUCACACAGACAAUUAAAUCAAGUAGAAAGACCAAAAGAAUGUGACCUGUUUGGAACUUUCUGUCUUAAGAUGCUUCUUGAAAUGCUGCAUAACUACAUAAAUAGCAGAGGUGUUUAAGAACCCAGGAAAAAUUGAUUUUAACAAAAAUUUUUUUUCCUGAAAGUUUAAGACAAUUUUGCUUUAAUUUGUCUUUCAUAGAUGAAUAACUAUGUGAUUGAAAUGUGAAGCAAAGAUACUAAUAAUGAAUCACGUUGCUGCAUUAUCUCACUGACUUGAGGUCUCAUUCCAAAUGGUUCAGGUUUUAUAGAGCAUUGUGUAAAAUAAUGUUCAUACUUCUGUCUGUUUUAAUAAUUUAUUUUUUGCACUACUGUAUCCUUUUUUCUACAUGUGUGUUUGUAACUAUUUAAGUGUACAUUACUGAAAAGUCCAUUGCUUUAUUUAUUGAUGUAGUUUACCAUGUACCUUGGGGGAAUAACAAUACUAGAAAUGCACAUUUUUUUUUUCCUUUAAUCAGUUUUUACUACAUUGAUCCCAAUUUGGGGACUUUCUAUCUAUCCUGGUGGAUGUUUAAAAGAAUUUCCAAAUGAUGCUAAGGUCAUCUAUUUUCAUAGAAUCCAUUUUUCCAGUUUGAAAUAAACAACAUAAAAUAGCUAAGUGAUUUAGCAAAGAUUAUGGUAGAUGCCAGGUUAUAGUUAAAAAUCCAAUUUCUAUGUGUCAUACAGAACAGGGCUGAAAGAAUUAUUGUUCCAGAAUAAAGACAUGAAUCACAGGAAUGUCUUUUAUGAUAAUCUAUUAUGGGCAUUUUUUUUUUCAGCAAUCUGAUUAGAAGUAUAUUUUUCCCAGUGCAGUCAGGAAUGGGAUUUUAGGCAAGAUAAUAUUUAACCCUUUAGAGGAAAUGGCAUUCAGUUUGGCAUAUUACAGCCAUCCCCCACUAUCCUACAUACCCCACCCCUUUUCAAGGUUCUGAGGAUCAAGACAAUGGGCUAGAAUGUGCUGAAAUACUUGAUGAAGGACUAUUCAAUAUUAAAAAUGUAAAGAAACCAGAUGGGGUAGAAUCCUAAAGAGCCAGACAAUCCAUGAUGUCAUUGUCUAAACACUGUCAUUUUUCCUAGUUACAGUGGGCCACAGUUUUCAAUUGGGGGUGGGGAAGAAGGGUUGAGGAGGUAGGAGUAAGCAUUGUUCAGCUUCUUUAACACUAGUUUGAUUCCUUGGUAUCAGAAGAACCUGAAGUAAUAUCAUGAGUAUGGGACUAUCAUGACAGAGUGAAAAGAUUAGGCUGGGAGGAAGGAAGUUGUUGCAUUCAUACCUUCAGGCAAGUUGUCUCAUCUAUGUGAUUUUGGAUAGCUGUGGUGCAUUAUUCACAGUUGUGAAAAGCAGCCACCUGCAUUAGCUUCACUUCGUGCCUCUUCCUGGUGUAGAGAGAGGGAAGGAAAAGGAGCCAUGUCUGCCUACUCUGUUAAGGUUAGAAGGUCAUGCUCAAGACACUAGGACUUCUAUCACCACCCAUGGCCAUAAAUAGGAAAGGGAGAAUGAAAUGAUCCAGAGACUUGUGUAAGCAGAGACCAAAUGUUUUUCUGCACUUGAUUAAUGGAGUUGUCAGAGCAUUAUGUUACCAGAUUUGAAGUUUGGGGUAGACUGGGCUGGUGAAGAAUAUAUAGAUAGAAUGGAAUAAAGGCAUAGUUAAUUGCUCAAUCAGAUUCUUUAAGUCUCAGGCAGCAAGAAAUUAGAGGCUCUUCCCUCCCAUCUGAUGCCCAACCAAGUGGUCAUAACAUGGUCCUAGUACUGUAGUUUCCUAUUAUCUAGUGUAAACACAAUAAAGAAAAAGGUCAUAUGGUUCCCCAUAUACCAGAUAUGUUACUUUGGUAAGUGAUUUAACUUUGACUGAGCCCCAGUUUCCUCAUCUAUGAAAUGGUGAUGAUAAAUACUGUUAUGAACAGUUGUUAUAAACAUUAAAUGUGAUAUUUCAAAAGUCACACAGCACAGUGCCUUCACAAGGGGGGACAUUCAACAAGUCAUAGCUUUAUUAGAUAUGUUAUAGUUACAAAAUGUCAUCGAAGGCCUACAUUUGCAUAGAACACUGCCUUUACAUGCACUGCCCACUUGCAAUACCUAUAAGCUUGGUGGAAUUUGCACUACUGAUUUUUGCACCAUAACUUGAUGGUUUGCAGCUAAUUUCUUUCGGUGUUAAGUCUGUUUUGGAAAGUGAAAAGACUGGAGAACAAAUGAGGGUCAGAGACAGGGACUAACAUAGACCAGCAAACAUUUUCUCAUUUCCAUAAGAGCUAAAAAUUAAUGUUGCUUGAAGGUCUAGAAUUUUGGAUGGGAUGGAAUCCUUAAGUUGUUGCUCCAUUAUAAUAACCAAGUCAUCACUCCUUGUUCUCCAGAAACUCACCCAUUACAGGGUGAUUGGAUUUUACAAUCUAUGACUUGUGUACUUAGUUCAUGGUAUUUUUUUUAUGCCGUCCAAAAUAACAGAUUCAACAAAAAUGCAUUGGAAGCCUAUGAUGUACUGGGUACUAACCCAGGUGAUGUCACUUAUAUUAGCUCAUUAUAUCAUUUUUUUUUCUCAGAGCAGUUAUUAUCUCCAUAUUAUGGAUGAGAAAACUGAAGCUCAGCAAUAUUAAAUACUUUGCCCAGAUAAUAUGGUCAUCCAGCAAGUAACCAUUCUUGAUUUUGAACUUUGCAGACAAACAUAUUUAAUAGUUUGUGUUAUACAUAAUAUUAUUUAACAGGCAUGGCAGGCACAUCACAAAAGCACCCCAAAAGCUCACAAUGGAAGGUUGCCAGUAAAAUGAAGUUACCUAAAACAUCUCUGAUUAAUCCAAGUCAAGAAGGAAGUAGAUUUCUUAUGAUUCCAUAUCAUAGAACAUGAAAUUCCAUACCUUAGAAUGCCUCUUGAUAAGGGAGUACCCAACUCCAACACAUGAAGAUCUUGGCUAGGUAGAAUUGCACUUUACUUUCAGUAGUUGUAGAUACACAGUUAAGUUGUUCCACAGUAAGCUUAUGUUUCUUAAGGCUAGUGAAACAUAGUCCUUGGCUUUAUUUGAGACAUACUUGAACAGGGUAAUCAGUUAGACUUGACCAUUUUUACUCUUUGUAAAUUGGUCUUGCUGCCAAGCCAGAGAAUGAGGUGUAUAUAUAGAAAAGACAUAAGGUUAAAUCUAGGCUAGAAGGAUAAAGAGUUCCCCCUUGGUAGAUAGUGCCACUUGUUGGGUUAGUUUUUCUGUCUGUAUUGACUGACCCAGUCUUUUCCUAGUAGGUUAUUUUAUGUCUUUCUGUCUGUCUCUGUGUGUACCUAUACACACAUACAUAUAUGUAUACUAGGUAGCAAGCAGACACCAUGUCUUUCUGCUUUGUACCAUAAUACUGCUGCUAGCUAAUAACCAGCAAAAUGUAGAAAAUGAAAAAGGAAGAAACUAAUUUUUUGUAGACAACUAGAGAAGAGUGCUUUCCCCUGACUUAGGGGAGCGGAGAAUUGACUAUUUUAACAGCUGACUGCUCUAGGCCAAUGCUGCUUUAAUAGCAGGGUCAAGUCACGUCACUGUGUAUGUGGCGAUUCCAGCUCUAACUAUGAAGCUGGCCUAGGCUCAGAUAAUCCCCUGUGACUGGCCAUUGGAGUGGUAAAACUCCUGAGGCUGGUUCACAGCACCCAGAGGUCUCUUGCCAUCAACAGAUUGCAUACUAUUGAUGGACUAUAAUCCACCGGGGACUGUGUUCCUCAUGCCACUUCCAUUUCCAAGGUGAGAGUUUUAUUCAGGGACUCCUUGCUUGAGUCCCCAAUUGUUGACCUUGACUUCACAUCCAUUUCCACUCACCAAGGCAGAGUCAUAGCAGAGUUGUGUGACAAAGAUGUGAAUGAAAGGCAGCCAGAGUACUGGAAAAGGGCAGGUUUUCAGCCCAGCGGCCUGAGGAAUGAGGUUUUGAUUCAUGAUUGAAGACAGUUGUGAAAAGCAGCCAGCUGCAUGAACUUCACUUUAUGCCCCUUUCUGAGUGCAGAGAGAGGGAAGGAAAAGGAGCCAUGUAAAAUGCACACGUUCAGUUCAUUUCAGAAUGAUAGCUCAUCUUGUUCCAUGUUUAACUGGUUAAUAAUCUGGAUUAUGCACAUCCAGAGGUAAAAUGAAGAAAUUUUCACUUACAAGUGGGCAUUUCCAAACAUGCUAAAUUAACCUCCAGAGAGAAGUGCCUGUGAUCUCUGUUCCUGGUAUCACUUUAAAGCUUUUGCUUUAUGACUCUGUAGUCCUUUAAAAACUUUUUGCAGCAAAUGUGAUGAACAGAAGUUUACAAAGCAAUACUGUAGCGUAUUCGUCGUUUUAAAAGUCAAUUAACAUUCAUUUAUUGUUGCAAUGACAAUAAACCACAACAAAAUAAAAGGAGAGCAAAAAGUUCAGUGUGGCACCAUUGGCUUAUCUUAGAUUAAGUAGUUCCAUUGUUGUGUGCAGUUCUCAGUAAUGCCAGGAUUAAAAUAGUGGCAAACAUGUAUGUGUGUUUGAUUUCCAUUUGUUUGUUAAACAGCCGUUUUACUCUUGCACUGUAAUAAAUUGAAGGGAAAUUAAGACAAUGAUCCCCCCCUCAUUGCUAUUCUACUACCUCUAUAUGCUUGAUUUCUUUUUAGGGGUUCCCUUCUUCCAAAUCUGUACAAAAAAGUUUCAGCUCAUUUGUGUUGUAAUAGCAAUGUGACAUAGAUAGUCUCUGUGAAAGUUGUUUAUUCAUUAAAAAAGGUUUCCUAUUGUCUCA